AGGCCGGAAGUGCCUUGGGAGAGGCCUGCCUGGGCGGCCAUGACGGUGCCGGUGUUCGUGGGCUGCGCGGGGGUGGCCUUCGGGCCCCCGCUGGCCCUCUUCCUCCUCACCGUGGUCUCCGAGCCCCUCCGCGUCAUCGUCCUCAUCGCCGGGGCCUUCUUCUGGCUGGUCUCGCUGCUCCUCUCCUCGCUGAUCUGGUUCGUGGCCUCAGCGGCCAGCGACCCCUCCAACCACGCCCUCCAGGAGGGGCUCCUGGCCUUCGGGCUCGUCGUCUCCGUCCUCCUCCAAGAGGCCUUCCGCUUCCUCUACUACAAGCUCCUACGGAAGGCCAUCGAGGGGCUCCUGGCCCUGAGCGACGAUGGAUGCUCCCCCAUCUCCAUCCAGCAAAUGGCCUACGUGGCCGGCCUGGGCUUUGGCCUCAUGAGCGGGGCCUUCUCCAUGAUCAACCUGCUGGCCGACUCCCUGGGGCCGGGCACCGUGGGCAUCUAUGGGGACUCGCAGCUCUACUUCCUGAGUUCAGCCUUCAUGACUCUGGUCCUGAUCCUGCUGCACACCUUCUGGGGAAUCAUCUUCUUCCACGGCUGUGAGACCAAGCGCUGGUGGGAAGUGGCGGCCGUGGUGGUCUCCCACCUCAUCGUCUCCUGCCUGACCUUCUUGAACCCGCUCUACCUGGCCAGCCUCCUCCCAGCCUACCUGCUGAUGGCAGGGGCCGCCGUCUGGGCCUACCUCCUGUCCGGAGGCUCCAAGCAGAACCUGCGCCACCUCCUCCUGUGCCUGCGGCGUGAGACCAACCCCCAGCCGGCAUCCUGAGCCCCCCCUCCCCACCUUGUGUCCAGCUCACCUUCAUUCCAACCCGUUGUCGCGUAGCUGCCGUGCCUUCGGGAGCUUUGCUGGACCCUCGGGACAAACGGCGGCAGGACUUUUGGAGUGAGGACAAGGCUUUACACCCCCCACCCCUUCCUUUGACUUAUUGGGGUGGGAGGGGUCACAGGGUGCUGGAAACUCUCUGGCGUUCGUCUCUGGAUGGAGGGGCCUUUCCUGCAGAGCGGAAAGGGAGGAGCCCCACCGGGACGGACCUGUUGGCUCCUCUUUUGGCCCCCAGGAAAGAAAAGGGGCCGCUUGGAGGCUGGAGGGACUUUUGGGGGGAUUAUGUUAGCCAAGGGGACCAGGGGGCCUACCUGUUCCCUCCUUUGGGAGAGGCAGGGGGCCCACAAAAUGCAUUCGCACCAAUAAAGAAAGAUUGUGGACAAGAAA
This is a messenger RNA of Anolis sagrei ordinatus, 1254 nucleotides long. The record is from RefSeq and is a predicted model, not a curated record. NCBI's taxonomy places the organism in Eukaryota, Metazoa, Chordata, Lepidosauria, Squamata, Anolidae.